Molecule: messenger RNA, 1663 nt
Organism: Fukomys damarensis (Damara mole-rat)
Lineage: Eukaryota; Metazoa; Chordata; Mammalia; Rodentia; Bathyergidae
Gene: Mrpl49
Product: mitochondrial ribosomal protein L49
Exons: 4
Coding region: 54-554 (166 amino acids)
Biological process (GO): translation
Cellular component (GO): mitochondrial large ribosomal subunit; ribosome
Molecular function (GO): structural constituent of ribosome
Source: RefSeq, a predicted model, not a curated record
GGCCCAAGCCGGUUGCGCGUGCGCAAUAACAGUGUGUGUAGGGGGGGUCCAAGAUGGCGGUGUCUGUGUACCGUUCUUGUUUUCGGCGCUGGAGAACUGGCUUCCAAUGGGGCUGCAAGCUACGACAGCUGAGCGAGACGCAGGGGCCUCCGGAUUACCGCAGCUUUGUGGAGUCCACAGAUGAGUUCCAGUUUGUGGAGCGCCUCUUACCUCCCACCACGAUCCCAAAGCCACCGAAGCAUGAACAUUAUCCCACUCCUAGUGGCUGGCAGCCUCCUAGAGAUCCCCCACCCAAUUUGCCCUACAUUGUGCGGCGCUCCCGAAUGCACAACAUCCCUGUCUACAAAGACAUAACACAUGGCAACCGCCAGAUGACUGUUAUUAGGAAAGUGGAGGGAGAUAUCUGGGCCCUGCAGAAGGAUGUGGAAGACUUUUUGAGCCCACUGCUGGGGAAGACACCUGUCACCCAGGUUAAUGAGGUGACAGGUACCUUGAGGAUCAAGGGCUACUUUGAUGAGGAACUCAAAGCCUGGCUCCUCGAGAAGGGCUUCUGAGGCCUGUUGAGCAGCCUGCGUGGACUAACUGGAGCCUGGGAACCUUGGGAGGAAGUGGGUAUUGGAGUCCCUGGCAAGGAUACAAAGACCACACUUGAAGGUUUGGGCAGAGCAGGAGUAAGAGCUAAUGGGUUUUGGGGUCAGAUCUUGCUUUUGCAAAGGGGAAAUGGGCAUGUGUCCACUGGCAGAGCUGUACAGUAUGGGACACCCACCAGGAAUGGCCAAGAUAGUAAGAGGCAUUAACUGCUGUCCUUUCUGUCAGUGGCCUGCUUUGGUGAGCUCCUUGGGUUUAAUUAUUCAAAUUUAUGGGAUAUAAUCUGGUAGAAGCAUAGCCCAUCCUGGCCGAGGGGAGGGUUCAAGGGCAGGCCCAUUCCUGCUCCCUGCUGGGAACACUGAUGAGACCUUGUUCUAGGCCAGACCUGGUGUGGUGGAGACUGUAAAAUACAGAUGACUCAGGCAGGGGCCUAAGCGCCAAGUGCAUUGCUGUGAACUGGGGCAGUGCAGUGGGGGCAGCCUCACAGACAGGGAGGCCUCUCUCAGAUCUCUGUGCCAUUCCAGACUGGGGCCUGAUUGAGUGGGUUUCUAGCUCCAGGAGUUAAGUAAUUAGCUCUGGGUGGCCUGACCACAAGGGAGUGCCUGGGAGCUCCUUGGAAGUCCUUGCUGGGCCUUCCCACCAUGCUGGCCCGGAGUCCAGGCUGGACAGGUAUCUGUAGGCAAGAAGAUGCAGGCCUCUCAUCCCUGCCAUCCCAUCCCAACAUUAGCCAAGUAGCCUUCACACUUGCCCAUCCCUGGAGUCACAAGGGCCAAAGGCCUCACCUCACUGUCAGACUGGCUAAGGCAGUGUUUAGAUCCUGUCAGCCCUACUUGAUCUUUGACCCAAGACAGGCACUAAGCUUCUCUGAGGCUGUUUCUCAGUGUGUCAAAUGGGUAUGUUAAUCAACAGUGUCUCGUUCCUGGGGGUUUCAGGCCAUUCUCAAAUUUAGUCUCUGCCAGGAAGAGGAGCUGGACCUUACCCUAUGACACAAGCCCACCAAUUGUUAAUGCAAGUUUUUAUUUGGCUGUAUAUACAAUUUAAGCUAUUAAAAUUUGUACAAUAUUUACAAAUUAAA